Daphnia carinata is the source of this 3056-nucleotide messenger RNA. RefSeq names its product lysosomal alpha-glucosidase-like. Gene Ontology annotation, biological process: carbohydrate metabolic process. Gene Ontology annotation, molecular function: carbohydrate binding; alpha-1,4-glucosidase activity. The coding region runs from base 82 to 2997 and encodes 971 amino acids. The record is from RefSeq and is a predicted model, not a curated record. The transcript is spliced from 10 exons. Lineage: Eukaryota; Metazoa; Arthropoda; Branchiopoda; Diplostraca; Daphniidae.
UGAGAAUUAUCAUCCCUUUGAACCCUCAAAACGCACUGUUAGUGCACACAGCACCUAGUCUACUUGCAGUUUCUUUGCAGAAUGAAGCUUGGGUUCCCUGAGAGUGAAAAAUGGAAAAGCAAUCAAAGUGUUUUUAGUGAAAGCUCUGAUUGUCUUUUGAAGUCAAAUGUAAAAGAAAAUGACCUACCUGUUACCAACAAACCUGUAAAAUCUGGAAUUCUCCCUGUUUGGAUUUUGUGGACACUGUUUCUUCUCUUGGGAAUUUUUUUCAUCAUUUUAUGGAUAACUGUAGCAAAUGAUUGGGGUUAUUGCCAAUUGGAGCAAGGAAGGCCAGAAGUAGCAGUUAGUCAAUCAAAAACAACAGCUUUUUUAAAUAAAGUGACUGAUGAAUCAAGCUCUAGCUGCCCUUAUGAUGUUGAGGAUGAAUUGAAAUUUGAUUGUUUCCCUCAAGGAUAUGCUGAUGAAGAACUCUGCUUGAAAAGAGGUUGUUGCUGGUCAUUCACGGAGAAGCAAUCAGUGCCCUUCUGUUACUAUCCGGCUAACUACGCACUGUAUUCUUUUGUAAACGUCACACAUUUGAACAACAGUGGCGUAAAUGGAGUGGUGGGCUACCUCGAGCAAAUUGGUUAUUCUGGUUACCCAGAAGAUAUACCUUUAUUAAAGCUGAUAGCGACUUUUGAGACACGUAGUCGACUACGAGUUAAGAUCGUGGACGCAGAAAAUAGACGAUAUGAAGUCAACGUACUAAGCAGCCCACGAACGGAUGACAUGUUACUGCCUGUAAAUGACUACGAUUACAAAUUCUCCAUCAACACGGAUAUAACAGGAUUUAGUAUUUCUAGAAAAUCAAAUCAAGAGGUUAUCUUUACAACAGUUGGCGUUGGAGGGUUUAUUUACGCCAACCAAUUUUUGCAAAUAUCCAGUUUCUUACCGUCGGGUAACAUCUACGGAUUGGGAGAACAUCAGGAUUCUCUCCGACACAGCACUAACUGGCAGCGCUUUGCCUUGUUCAAUCACGACACAGUUCCGGAUAAGGGGAGAAAUCUUUACGGUUCUCAUCCUUUUUACCUUAUAAUGGAAAAUGACGGACUCAGUCAUGGAGUCUUCCUAAAAAACAGUGACCCCAUGGAAGUGAUAUUACAACCAACACCGGCCAUUACUUUCCGCGCACUUGGGGGAAUACUUGAUUUCUACUUCUUUCUUGGACCAACACCGAGAGAGGUUGUUCAGCAAUAUACUGAAGUAAUAGGGCGCCCAGCAAUGCCGCCUUAUUGGGGAUUGGGAUUUCACCUCUGCCGAUACAACUAUGGCUCGCUGAAUAGAACACGAGAAAUUUGGGAACGUACUCGAGCAGCUGGCAUUCCUUUCGAUGUACAAUGGAACGAUCUGGAUUACAUGGACACAGCGAAAGAUUUUACGUAUGAUCGGAAUAAAUUCUCUGGAUUGCCAGAUUUUGUUCAAGAAGUGCAUGCAGUUGGAAUGCAUUAUGUUCCGCUAAUAGAUCCUGGUAUUAGCAACGCAGAACUUGUGUCAGAAUAUCCACCCUAUGAUCAAGGCAUUGAAAUGGAUGUUUUCGUCAAGAACUCAGCAGAGCCAGGUGCGCCACCGUUUGUAGGGAAAGUAUGGAACACUGUUUCCACCGUUUGGCCCGAUUUCACUCACCCAAAUGCAACUGAAUACUGGACUAAUCAGUUAAAAGCAUUUCACGACGAGGUUUCCUUUGACGGUGCAUGGAUUGAUAUGAAUGAGCCUUCUAAUUUUUAUUCUGGUACUAUUGAUGGUUGCCCAGCUACCCAAUGGGAUAAUCCACCCUAUACUCCGGCUGUCGUUGGAAACAAACUAUGCUUUCUUACUCUGUGCAUGUCAGCUGGACAGUUCGGUGGACUUCACUACGACGUCCAUAAUUUAUAUGGCCUCACAGAAACAAUGGUCACGAACUUUGCUUUGAAACAAAUAAGAGGAAAGCGUCCUUUCAUCAUAUCAAGAUCGACUUUUCCAGGCCAAGGUCAUUACGGAGGACAUUGGAGUGGUGAUGUUGUAUCGGAUUGGCCUAAUUUGCGACGGAGCAUCACUAGCAUUUUGAACUAUAACAUGUUUGGUAUCCCGCUGGUGGGUGCGGACAUCUGUGGAUUUAAUGGCAAUACUACAGUUGCGCUUUGCCAACGCUGGAUGGAAUUGGGCGCUUUCUACCCUUUCUCCCGGAAUCACAACACCGACGACGGUAUUGACCAAGAUCCUGUUGCCUUAGGUCCAGCCGUCGUAGAAGCAUCAAGGAAGGCCCUGAUGGUCCGAUACAUGUUAUUACCUUACUUAUACACACUCUUCUGGCAUGCCCAUGCUCAUGGUGAUACCGUAGCCCGCCCCCUGUUUUUCGAAUUUCCACUCGACCGACAAACGUACGCCAUUGAUACACAAUUUCUCUGGGGUGGAGCCCUUAUGAUCGCCCCUGUGUUAACCGAGUCUACCGAGGUUGUCGAAGCUUAUCUACCUCGUAGUCUUUGGUAUGAUUUCUAUAGUUUCGAAUUAAUUUCCUUCGGUGGGAAAUGGACCGUCCUUCCCGCUCCCCUCGAUACUAUACCGAUUUUACUUAGAGGUGGGUACAUCCUACCCACUCAGGCGCCAGAUGUUACCACGGCGUUGACUCGUGUUAAGCCUUUUGAUUUACUGGUGACACUAAACGAAACGAAACAAGCAAUUGGCGAUCUUUAUUGUGACGAUGGUGAAAUGAUCGACGCGUAUUUUUCGUCCCGUUUUAAUCUCAUACAGUUCGUGGCUUCUUCUAGCAUGAUUAAAUCAGCUAUAAACUAUUGGAAUGACGAAACCUCUUCCUCCUCCGUGCGGGAUGUUAUUGUUCUUGGAUUGAGUAGCCCUGUUAGUGUAGUAACUGUGGAUGGACUUCCACAUCCCAAUUUUAUAUUUAACAGAAUCAAUCGAGUGUUGUCAAUCAAAGAUCUUCAACUGCCUCUUAAGAAUCCAUUUGUGAUUAGUUAUCAAUAAGGAAUGUAUUCGUUCUCUUUGCUCACAUGUGAUAACGAAACGAAUGCCAAUCUGUGGUU